CUGUUUAAUUUUCAGUAGUGGUGGCUGAAUUCGCCUUGGCGUCUGUUAUUUGUCUCUCCGUUGGUGCAAGUCCCUCACAGAGUUGUGAGUUCUGGGGCAUUCACUUGAUCCUCACCUCUCCAACUCUUCACUCUCAACACUCUACCCCAACAGAUAAUCGUAUCAGUGAAUGUGCAUUCUUUGUUUAUACAAUCGUUAAUUUUAUUUAAAAUUCUCACUCUACCAGCCCUGGCAUUACGAAGAAGGUAAAGUUGCAAGAGAAUACCAUUUCCGGGAUUGCGCAAAGGCAAACUAGUGUUCCAUACACUGGUGAGAAAAUAAAAUCGUGAAGAAAGGAAAAUAACAGAGGGUGAGAGAGAGAGAAGAAAUAAACACCGAGGGGACAAUUAUCACAGCGUCGGGUCUCUUUAUCAUUAUCCAUUUGUGUUCAUCACUGGGAAGUCAUUGAGUUUCCACUGUUUUUUUUUUUUGUGAUAAAUUAAAGGGUUUGAUAACCUGUAAAUUAUGGCAAUGCCAACUAGUAGCGCAGUGCGGGCACUUGCCCUGGAGUACAAAAGCCUUCAGGAAGAACCUGUCGAGGGAUUUCGAGUUAAACUCGUCAAUGAGGACAACAUGUUUGAGUGGGAAGUUGCAAUUUUUGGACCACCAGAUACACUUUAUCAAGGUGGCUAUUUCAAGGCACACAUGAAAUUCCCACCGGAUUAUCCGUACAGUCCACCCAGUAUUCGCUUCAUGACAAAAGUCUGGCAUCCAAACGUGUACGAGAAUGGCGAUUUGUGCAUCUCUAUUUUGCAUCCACCGAUCGACGACCCCCAGAGUGGUGAAUUACCAUGUGAGAGGUGGAAUCCAACGCAGAAUGUCAGGACAAUUCUGUUAUCAGUAAUAUCGCUCUUGAACGAACCCAACACAUACAGUCCAGCAAAUGUUGAUGCAUCAGUUAUGUACAGACGUUGGCGUGAUUCCAAGGGCAGAGACAAAGAAUAUGAAAAUAUAAUCAGAAUUCAACCGUUUUGUUUUACAAAAUUUCAACGACAAAAUUACUGUUUUAUUUUUCGCGUUUAGAAUGAAGAUGAACGAAUGAAUCUAGAAAAAUUUGGAAAAUCAAUGAAUAUCUAUUAAUAAGAACUCCAUGUACAAUCUAGAAAUUGUUUUUCUGUUUAAUUUAGUUCUUUUUCAAUUAAUGUGUCAACUUUUCUUAUACUCCUCAAAAUUAAAACCUUUUAUAUAAAUAAUAAUUCAUCAUAAUUCAUCAUUUUCCCGCACAGUUAAAAUUCUCUUGCAGCCAACGAAUUUAUUAUCAUCAAACUUACAAAACUCAACACGAUUGAAUCCUAUUUAUAUACAGUUCAGUGUAAAAAUCAAUUCAAAUACCCGACCCCUAAUAUUUCUUCGUACUUUUGAAUCAUUCAGGACUUGAAGUUAAGUUGACAUUUUCAAGGACACUAACAAUACAAUUAUUUACAAAACUAUCACCCGGAAUACCCACUAAUAAAUUAUUCUUCGGUGUACAAUUUUCAGGCACAAGUUUGCUUAUAAAAACCGUGUACCCACAUUCC
Molecule: messenger RNA, 1556 nt
Organism: Fopius arisanus
Lineage: Eukaryota; Metazoa; Arthropoda; Insecta; Hymenoptera; Braconidae
Product: ubiquitin-conjugating enzyme E2 R2
Biological process (GO): ubiquitin-dependent protein catabolic process; protein polyubiquitination
Molecular function (GO): ubiquitin conjugating enzyme activity
Source: RefSeq, a predicted model, not a curated record